CUAGUGGACGACAAGCAUGGCGCUCUCGGGGCCCUGCUUGAUCAUCGCUUGUGUUCUGAUUCCGCUCCGAGCGGCAUUUCCUUUUGGAUACCCCGACGACAGCGUGCUGGAAGUGACAGGGGUUGCAGGACGGGAAGUGUCCCUCCCGUGCGACUUGCGUCCAGCGGUGGGUGAACCGAUAGACGACGAGCCCCUGCUGGUGCUAUGGUUCCGAGAAGGAUUCCCUACUCCACUCCUAAGCGCCGACGCACGACGAGGAGGAGGACUAUCACGGGCACGGGUCUGGAAGGACGAUGCAUGGGACGCCCGAUUCACCUUAAACCCCCCGGCGUUGCUGCUGGGAGACGUGAAGCCGGAACACGCCGGCACUUACGUCUGCCGCGUGGACUUCCGGCAGGCGCAGACGACAAACCGCAUGGUUCGUCUGCUCGUCGUGGUGCCGCCCUCGCACCCCGUCAUUAGAGGUCGGACGGGGCAAGCCUUGAACGGCACCGCUACUUUCAACCGUGGAGACGUCGUGCAUCUUCUGUGUGAAACACGAGGAGGUCGACCACGACCGAGGCUCUCCUGGUGGCGAGACGGUGAACUGGUGCAGUCUUCGCCAUCAGCGUCGACAUCGAGUGGGGACGGAGUGGUGAGCCGCAUCCGUUUCGGUCCUCUCACCAGGGCUGAUCUCCUCACCAAAGUCACCUGCCAAGCGCAAAACAACAACGUCUCGGAGCCACUUUCAACAACGGUGGUUUUAGAUCUCAACUUGGCCCCCACCAGUGUUUUCAUCAUCGGCGGCAUGGAGCCCUUGCACGCUGGUCGUCCUGCUCAGCUCUCCUGCGUCUCAACCGGAUCCCGCCCGACGGUUGAGUUGAGCUGGUGGAAAGACAGCGAGCGCCUCCCGGCGUCUACCUCCAACAACUCUGCCAGCACCGCUACUCUGGUUCCGACGAGCGCCGACCACGGGCGCCGCUUGGCGUGCAGGGCGCACAACCCGCGUCUGGCACACGAUGCCCUCGAGGACGCCGUCACGCUACAAGUACACUACGCUCCGGAACUUCACGUUCGGCUGGGCAACCGCCUUCGCGAGGACGGCAUCGUGGAGCAGCAAGACGUGUACCUGGAGUGCUCGGUCUCCGCCAACCCUCCCGUGGCCGAGGUGGGAUGGCGCUUUGAGGGUCAGGACUUGCACACCAAUACCUCUGCUGGGCUCAUCGUCAGCAACCGAUCCCUCGUGCUUCAGAAGGUGCAGAGGGCAGCACGAGGCGAAUACUCCUGCACGGCUGCCAACUUCCUCGGAAGAGCCACUAGCCGACCUCUUUUUCUGCGGGUGCAGUAUGCCCCAGUAUGCGUAGAAGGCCAACAGCAAGUGUACGGUGCGGCCCGACACGAAGCCGUUCAAGUGAGCUGCGAAGUGAGCGCUGACCCAGCAACCGUGGGCUUUGAAUGGCGGCUGAACGGCUCGGCAGCUGAAGCCCCACCCCACUCGUCGGCCGGCGUCCGAUCCAUUGCCACGGUGGUUGCACGUUCUGAAGCUGACUACGGUGCGUUGGCUUGCUGGGCUCGCAACUCCGUGGGAACCCAGAGGCAGCCGUGUAUGUUCGCCCUGGUGCCCGCUGGGCCACCGGAGUCGCCCGCCGACUGCGCCGUCUCCAACCAGACAGAGGACUCCUUCGUUAUACUCUGCAGUGAAGGACAUCACGGUGGAUUAAGACAGCAUUUUGUGUUGGAGUUGCACGACAGUGCAGGUGGACGAUGUAGGGCGAACCUUAGUGGGUCGCUACCUGCUUUUCAGGUAACUGACCUUCCAGCUGGCACUGAGUUCGUGCUGGUGGUUUACGCUGCUAACGCCAAGGGCAGGAGUCCGCCUGUCCUCCUAACUGCUGGCACUUUACCAGCUGCCGCAGAAAGCCUACUAAGGCAGGGUGAUGAUUCAGGCUGGCAGCUAAGCUUCAGUCCAGUGCUGGCUGUGCUCCUGACCGUCGUGUUAGGCUUCGCGCUGCUCGCCUUCGUUGUCGUCGUCUCUGUCAGGCUCUGGACACAAAAGGGCUUCCACAAGGACUCGCCGAGCAAGAGCAGCCCGGGUGAAAGGACGUGGGGCCCAGCACCGGAUGUUGUUGACAGAGCAAUUUCCAGAGAAGAAGCGAGCGAACUUGCGACGUUUCCAGAGGGCAAAGGCCUCUGCCUGGCAACGUUGGAUCCGGAGCACUGUGUGGUCAAUACCCUCAUGCCGCGGUGAGCAAGGCGGUUUGCGGUAGACGCCGACUUCUGUGAUUUCCAGUACUCCGGCUUCCCAAGUCAAGCCCUGUACGACUGUUGCAAGCAACAUCUGGUGCUUCGAACGGACGCCGCGUGGCAGGGACGAUGUGUACCUGCUGCUCAACCCUAGGCUUCCACAACCGCAAAGCAGCCACUAUUGGAACAGAAAGCUUCGAAAUAGGUCCUCUACAGAAGACCGCUGUGGUGUUGGUGGUGAAAUCAUGUUCUUCGGUCGUAGAAGAGUUAUAGCGCCAUGGAAGCGAGGUGGGAAGCCCGGUCCUCGAGGUGUAUCUUCGUGGUGGUGAGGUGUGGCCCUAGUGGCAGGUGGCGGAUGGUGUGAGCGGUUAAAGUGAACAGAGCCUCAGACGAUAAGAGGUGCCGAGAUAGGCAGGUGCUACCAGAAGAUAUCCCCUUCUGGCAUUAAGUUCGGAGGUUUGAGAGUGAAAAUUGCUUUUAUAUUACUCCAUAACCCUUGCUAUACCUUAAGAAAAAAAAACAAAAAAAAAACGCGAUGGCUUCUUUCUCCAGCAGAUGUAAAGAAACAUGCCGAGUUUCCGUUGUAAGCUCUUGUGGAACACCUAUACAAGGUGCACGACUGCCUUCAGUUUUGCCCUCUUUACUGGUGUACCCCGUUAUUUAACUGUCUUCGCCGUCUCCAACUAAGAUAUAUCAUACAAUACAUAAACUCAGAGUGGAAAGUUGGGCUAGUUUGUUGCCCUACAUACUGAGCGGAAAGCGAAAACAACAGUGGACCCACUCUCACAUGAUCUUGUCCGUUGUUGUUUUCGUGUUUUUGCUCUGCCUUCAGUACGGACUAAUCUAUUUCGCCGCCCCCUGGCACGACAAAAAUGACGUCACUCCAAACGUCCUGCCACGACUCUUGUGCUUUUUUUAUUAAUCGCUACUUGACUUUCCUCAUCUCGUUUAUGACGAAUUCUGCCGGUCGUUUUCGUGCCUACUACGUACUGAAGCGACCAGUGUGACAUGCACACCACGGUUGCGGAUUUACCACUCCGGGGUUGGAAUGAUUCCGGAAUCAUUCCAGAUUUAUCAGAGCCCGGAAUGAAAUCGGAAUGGAAUGGCGGAAACUUUCCUGGGAAUGGGAAUGGGAAUGGAAUUAGGCUUUUUUUCUUCGCAGGCGGAAUGGCAUUGGAAUGUAAUGGUCUGAGUGCCACACGGUCAAGGGCGAUGGUUUAGUUUGGUUUUAAGAAAAAAUAAAAUGGAGGUUUUGGCUUCACUAGUGUGAGGCCCGCAACCCCA
This is a messenger RNA of Ornithodoros turicata, 3507 nucleotides long. Its product is annotated as hemicentin-2-like. Lineage: Eukaryota; Metazoa; Arthropoda; Arachnida; Ixodida; Argasidae. Gene Ontology annotation, molecular function: protein binding. The coding region runs from base 17 to 2227 and encodes 736 amino acids. The record is from RefSeq and is a predicted model, not a curated record. The transcript is spliced from 13 exons.